This is a messenger RNA of Hirsutella rhossiliensis, 1623 nucleotides long. RefSeq names its product DHHC palmitoyltransferase domain-containing protein. Gene Ontology annotation, molecular function: protein-cysteine S-palmitoyltransferase activity. Gene Ontology annotation, biological process: protein targeting to membrane; peptidyl-L-cysteine S-palmitoylation. The transcript is spliced from 2 exons. NCBI's taxonomy places the organism in Eukaryota, Fungi, Ascomycota, Sordariomycetes, Hypocreales, Ophiocordycipitaceae. Bases 1 to 1623 code for a protein of 540 amino acids. Gene Ontology annotation, cellular component: Golgi apparatus; endoplasmic reticulum. The record is from RefSeq and is a predicted model, not a curated record.
AUGCCCCGGCGCUGCACGCGCAAGAUGGAGCGCGCGUGCUGCACCCUGGGCAAGUAUCUGCCCGUCGUCUUCGUCUACGGGCUGACGACGUGGGCCGUCUGGGUGGUGGUGGUCAUUGGCAAGGUGACGUCUCAGAGCAGCUGGAUAGGCACCUCGUCGUCGGUCGUCGGCGUCUUGCUCUAUAUCCUCCUCAACUGGUCCUACACGACGGCCGUCCUCACAAAGCCCGGCUCGACGACAAACGACGAUGGCUACGGCCUCCUCCCGACCUCGCGUUCGCUCCCGCCCGCCUCGUCCCUGACCGUAAAGUCCAGCAAUGGCCAGAUGCGGUACUGUAAGAAGUGCCAGGCUCGCAAGCCCGACCGGACCCAUCACUGCUCGUCGUGCGGCCGCUGCGUCCUCAAGAUGGACCACCACUGCAUCUGGCUCGCCACCUGCAUCGGCCUGCGCAACCACAAGGCCUUUCUGCUCUUCCUCUUCUACACCACCCUCUUCAGCCUCUACAGCUUCGUCGUCAGCGGCAGCUGGGUCUGGCACGAGGUGGUGGAGGAGUCGGCCCGCUACGUCGACGCCCUCAUGCCCGUCAACUUCAUCGUCCUCAGCGUCGUCGGCGGCAUCAUCGGCGUCGUCAUUGGCGUCUUUACCAUCUGGCACAUCAUGCUCGCCUGCCGCGCCCAGACGACGAUUGAGUUUCUCGAACGGACGCGCUACAUGUCGCCCCUGCGCAGGAUGCACCACCAGCCGCACGCCUCGGCCAACCCCGUCCCGCAGGCGGCCGUCCAGUGCAUGGACGACCUGCACGCCAACGUCUUGCCCGGCGCCGACCGACCCGAUGAUCUUGAAGAGCAGCGCCCGACUGGAGAGGGUGCGCGGCCGGCGCAGCUGUCGUACGAAGAGAUGGAGCGGCAGCAGACGCGCAAGCGGUACGAAGAGUACCUGGACGAGAGCGACUCGGAAAAGCUCCCCAACGCCUUUGACCUCGGCUGGAAACGCAACCUGCUCCACCUCUUGGGGCCGUCACCCCCGUUGUGGCUUCUCCCCGUCUGCAAUACCACUGGAGACGGGUGGACGUGGGAUCCCAACCCGGAGUGGCUCAAGGCGCGCGACCGGUUACGACUCGAGCGAGACGAGCAGCGGGCGCGCGAGGUCAACGCAGGCUGGGGCGCAGGCGACGACGAGCCUCACAACCCCGGCGCCAACAGAGGCGCCUGGGGGGAUGGAGGAAUCGGCCCCGGGGGCCCGGGACCCGUCCACGGCGCCGCCAGGAGGGCGCCAAGCAAGGCGGACCGCGUGCUCGGCCGGGACCCGAACCUGUACGCCGACGGCACGCAGGGGGUGCGCAUGCAGCGGCUCAGCCAGCGGGGCAAGACGCUCGAGGACGACCUCUACGACACGGACGACGACGAGGCGGCGGCGGCGGCGGCGCCCGGCAGCGGGGCCGGCUCGCAGGCAGCGGCGGGCCGCGAGGAGGCGGAGCGGCGGGCCCUCGACGUGGUAACCAACGGGCGCGGGUGGGGCCGCGGCGGCGCGAGCGGCAUGCUGCGCAAGAGCAGCGCGCAGAGCGGGCGCGGCGAGGGCGAGGUCGUGACGAGUCCGCGCUUCCAGGACGACGGGGUGGAUUGA